UAUCAGCGUCCCAUUUCCUGGCAAGCUCCGAAAUGAGACCCCAUGGGGCCUCCAUUUCACCAUGGGGGUCUCCACCACAACGUUGGACCAUCGACAUCUGUAUCUGCGCAUGGAGAAUACUACUGUAUAGCUGAUCUAGGCGUAUACCCUGCAGAAAAACAAGAAGAAGAAAAAAACGAGGAGGAAAAAAAAACACAUGUGAACGUUUGUGUUGUAUUGAGGACUGGAAAGAGUAUCCACCCUAUUUCUUGGGGAAAUGCAACCCCAUCGUGUGAUGCUCGGGCUGCAAAAUCAAAGGGGAUAUUAGUCGAGAUGCCCGCCCGGUUCUAGCCCGCUGCGGGAGCUCUCCUCCUCCUCAUCACCAUCAACACCUCUCGCUCCAUUUCCCGGACUAGAGAAAAAUCGACACCCGGUCCAAAAUGGCUGAUGAAAAGACCGACGCGCCCGUCGAGGCCACGGCCACUCAUGUGGCUGCCCCCAAGGGAUCACAGGCUCAAGGAGCCGGCGAGGCGUCCACCGCUCUGCAGAUUGAGCGUGACAUGAGCAUGAGGGAUACCUUUCGCUUCUGGCCCAAGGCUAUCUUUUUCUCGUUUAUGCUUUCUCUUGCUAUCAUUAUGGAGGCCUAUGAUCUCAACCUCAUGAGCAACUUUUACCCAUUCCCGGCAUUCAAAGACAGAUUCGGCGACCAGGAUGACCCCGAUGGCGGCAAGCUCGUUUCUGCUAGAUGGCAAACCAUUAUCAACAACGGUGUGCAGGCCGGUUCCAUCAUUGGUCUCCUCAUCAACGGCUACGUGACCGAGUGGUUCGGAUACCGCAAGACCAUGAUCGGUGCCAUGUUCUUCAUGAUCGGAGGCAUCUUCAUCCCUUUCUUCUCCACUGGACUGCCCAUGUUCCUGGCUGGUGCCCUCGUGCAGGGUCUGCCUUGGGGUGUUUUCCAGACGCUGAGUGUCACGUACGCCGCCGACUUGUGCCCAACCAAGUUGAGGCAGUACAUGACAUCUUACGUCAACAUCUGCUGGGUAGUCGGAGGUAUUUUGGCAAAGGGUAUGCUCAAGGGCCUGAUGCAGAGGACCGACCAGUGGGGAUACAGAAUCCCCUUUGCCCUGCAAUGGAUCUGGCCCGGUCCCAUCAUCAUCGCCGCCAUCUUCGUCCCCGAGUCCCCAUGGUGGCUCAUCCGCAAGGGCCGCUACGACGAGGCCAGAAAGGCCGUGGAGAGACUCACCAGCCCCAGCAGCGGCGUGCACUUUGACCUUGACGCACACAUGGAGAUGAUGAAGGCCACCAACCAGCUCGAGAUGGAGAUGUCGACCGGUGGCAACUUCUGGGAUUGCUUCCGUGGUGUCGACCUUCGCCGUACUGAGAUUGCUUGCGUGGUCUGGCUGACGCAAGCCUUCUGUGGUGUUCCCUUUAUGUCUUAUGGUAUCCAGUUCCUGAUCAACGCCGGAAUGUCGGCCGACAACGCCUUCACUAUGGGUCUCGUCGAGAACUGCAUUGGUCUCAUAGGAUGCUUCCUCGCCUGGUGGAUCAUGAACUACGUCGGCCGUCGCUCCCUUUACCUCUACGGACUCAGCGCCAUGUUUGUAAUCCUGAUGAUAAUAGGAUUCAUGGGCAUUCCGACCGGCAAGGAAAACGAAGAGAGGCUCGGGUGGGGCAUCGGCGCUUUGAUCAUCCUGAUGCUUUUCCUCUUCCAACUCAGCGUCGGCCCGUCCUGCUACUGCCUCGUCGCCGAGAUGCCCUCCACCCGCCUCCGGGUCAAGACUGUAGCACUUGCGCGUGCUACUUACAACCUUGCUGGCUUCAUCACCAAUGCACUCAUGCCUCCUAUGAUUGGAAAGCGAGAUUGGAAUUGGGGCGCAAAAGCCGGUUUUUUCUGGGCAGGUAUUGACCUCGUGUUUUUGUGCUGGGUAUUCUUCCGUCUGCCCGAGCCUUUUGGCUUGACGUAUGCGGAGAUCGAUCUCCUAUUCGAGCACAAGGUCAGUGCACGCGAGUUCUCUCAGGAGAAGGCCGACGCGCUCAAGCCGGAACUGGACGACUUGGCACGCAGGACGGAGAAGAAUGUCCAGACCGAGCUCUGAUUUAUUUAAUUAGAACAAGAGCGCUGUCUUUAGGAUCGUUUGACUGAGCUGGAAAGGGGUGACGGGGAGGGCAUGUUGGAGGAUAAGGGUGUUUGAUACUUGCCCCAGGCCAAAUUCUAGGACAAUUCUUAUCGCUUGUCACAGUCCUUCUUUGAUUAGCC
Molecule: messenger RNA, 2236 nt
Organism: Pyricularia grisea
Lineage: Eukaryota; Fungi; Ascomycota; Sordariomycetes; Magnaporthales; Pyriculariaceae
Exons: 5
Coding region: 420-2075 (551 amino acids)
Biological process (GO): transmembrane transport; carbohydrate transport
Cellular component (GO): membrane
Molecular function (GO): carbohydrate:proton symporter activity
Source: RefSeq, a predicted model, not a curated record